AUGGGGGAGACGGCCUCUUAUACCCCAUCUGCGAGCACUCCCGCUCCUCCCCGACGCCGGGGCGACUUCAGAAGCAUGAAGAGCAGAGAGGCAGGUGCAGGAUCCAAUUUUGAAGGAAAGAACCUUGGACAGCGAGACACGCGCUUGUACUGCGGACUCGAUCGGACCUACGGCGUGGGACUUCUACUGCUGUAUCGCGACACUUGCGCUGGCAUCUUGAGUGUUCGGUCAAAAGGCCGGCAAAGUACGAGAGUACUUGCACUUUAUCCCAUCAAGAGAAGAAAGAAGAAGGCGAAGACGGCAGAUUCAGGAUCGAAGGUCCCCAAGACGAUGAAUAUCAAGAGCAGAGAGGCAAGUGCAAGAUCGAAGUCGGAAGGCGAGCAGGUUUCCGAACACCGACAGCGACAGAUGACGCCAUCAAGAUCGAACGACCUGGUCAUCUACCCUCUUCAGGGAGGAAGGACGCUCCCAUAUCGAAACACGUUCAUGUGCGAGCACCUUGAAUAA
This is a messenger RNA of Fusarium verticillioides 7600, 507 nucleotides long. RefSeq lists its product as hypothetical. Bases 1 to 507 code for a protein of 168 amino acids. The transcript is spliced from 3 exons. The record is from RefSeq and is a predicted model, not a curated record. NCBI's taxonomy places the organism in Eukaryota, Fungi, Ascomycota, Sordariomycetes, Hypocreales, Nectriaceae.